Molecule: messenger RNA, 279 nt
Organism: Psilocybe cubensis
Lineage: Eukaryota; Fungi; Basidiomycota; Agaricomycetes; Agaricales; Agrocybaceae
Exons: 5
Coding region: 1-279 (92 amino acids)
Biological process (GO): translation
Cellular component (GO): ribosome
Molecular function (GO): structural constituent of ribosome
Source: RefSeq, a predicted model, not a curated record
AUGACAAAACGCACCAAGAAAGUAGGAAUCACUGGUAAAUACGGAGUGCGUUAUGGUGCCUCCCUGCGUAAACAGGUGAAAAAGAUGGAAGUCUCCCAACACGCGAGAUAUACCUGCACUUUCUGCGGGAAGGACUCUGUCAAACGUACCGCUGUUGGCAUCUGGCACUGCUCAGCUUGCAAGAAGACCAUCGCUGGAGGAGCUUGGUCGGUUUCAACAACGGCGGCUGCCACCGUUCGCAGCACUGUCCGUCGUCUGCGCGAACUUACGGAGGCUUAG